Oncorhynchus keta (chum salmon) is the source of this 330-nucleotide messenger RNA. Its product is annotated as metalloproteinase inhibitor 2-like. NCBI's taxonomy places the organism in Eukaryota, Metazoa, Chordata, Actinopteri, Salmoniformes, Salmonidae. Gene Ontology annotation, cellular component: extracellular matrix. The transcript is spliced from 4 exons. Bases 1 to 330 code for a protein of 109 amino acids. Gene Ontology annotation, molecular function: metalloendopeptidase inhibitor activity; protease binding. Gene Ontology annotation, biological process: negative regulation of endopeptidase activity; negative regulation of membrane protein ectodomain proteolysis. The record is from RefSeq and is a predicted model, not a curated record.
AUGGUUUUAAACCAUGUCUCUUAUUUUGUAGUGAUCAGGGCAAAGGUGGUUGGCGUGAAAGCUGUGUCUGGUAACACCAACUAUGAUGUCAAACAGAUCGAGAUGUUCAAAGGUCCUAACCAGGAUAUCCACGUCAUCUCCACUGGAGGCCCGUGUCGCGCCUUUCUGGGAAUCAACAAGGAGUAUCUCUUCACAGGCAGGCUGAAUACUGAUGGAACAAUGCAUGUAAUAAUGUGUGACUUCAUUCAGCCCUGGUGGGCUUUGAGUGACACACAAAUGAGGAGGUUGUCUCUGCGCUACCAAAGCGGCUGUGAUUGCACGAUGUGUUAA